Messenger RNA from Angiostrongylus costaricensis, 1050 nucleotides. The record is from the annotation of a GenBank genome assembly. Lineage: Eukaryota; Metazoa; Nematoda; Chromadorea; Rhabditida; Metastrongylidae.
AUGACCGCAUCAAAUUCAUCUGAGAAUUCAUCAGUGGAUAUUGAAAGUGAUCGAGGUGAUCAUGGUCAUUUUAAAAAGUGGGAAAAACUUCAGUGUAAUGAGUUAUAUCAAAUAUUUACUAUUCAGGGACGUCGAGCAGAGAAGGUGUUGUGGGCUGUGGCAGUGCUGUCAGCAAUAUUUAUUAUGGCCGAGUUCGCUGGUGGAUAUUUCGCUUCGUCAUUAGCAAUUAUGACAGACGCAGGCCACAUGCUGUCCGAUCUGCUGUCUUUCAUCAUCUCGAUAGUCGCUAUCAGAAGUGCCCGACAACCACCCAGUAAACGACUUUCGUGGGGCUAUGAACGAGCAGAAGUGCUAGGUGCAAUGGUGUCGGUCAUCAUUCUCUGGGUGCUCACCACCAUACUUGUUCUGCUGGCCAUCGAACGAAUUAUUAACAAUAGGCUGUCUGUCGAAGCUAAUGUAAUGUUAAUCACAGCUAGUGUUGGUGUAGGAUUCAAUGUGAUCAUGGGCAUUGUGCUGCACUUCGGAAGCGGAGGACAUGGACACACUCAUGGUGGUGUGAAUCAUAGUCGUUCGCAUGGGAAAAAUGUGAACGUUCGAGCAGCUUUUAUUCAUGUGAUUGGUGAUCUUAUUCAGUCGAUUGGCGUACUAAUUGCAUCAGUUGUCAUUAAAACAACCGGUUGGGAAAUGGCUGAUCCCAUAUGCACGUUUAUAUUUUCAAUAAUUGUGUUGUUUACAACGAUGACUGUACUUCGUGACAUUUUCUUCGUACUUAUGGAAGCGACACCGCGUCACCUGGAUUUCAAUGCCGUACGAAACGACUUAACAGAAUUGGAACACGUACAAAGUGUUCACGACCUGCAUUUGUGGUCUCUAAAUAUGGACAAGACAGCGCUAUCUGUUCAUUUAGCGCUUGACUCAUCGGAACACGCGUGGUCUACGGUUGAGGCGGCACGCAUGUUGAUUCGACAGAAAUACGGUAUCUCAAAGGCUACGGUACAAGUGGAGUCAUACGAUAAAAGUAUGAACUCAUGCGAACAAUGUAUGAACUAG